Pseudovirgaria hyperparasitica is the source of this 963-nucleotide messenger RNA. Its product is annotated as subtilisin-like protein. Lineage: Eukaryota; Fungi; Ascomycota; Dothideomycetes; Acrospermales; Acrospermaceae. Gene Ontology annotation, molecular function: serine-type endopeptidase activity. The transcript has a single exon. Gene Ontology annotation, biological process: proteolysis. The record is from RefSeq and is a predicted model, not a curated record. The annotation marks the transcript as partial.
GAAGAGGUCCUGGCUCAACUCAAUCUCUCCUCCUCGCAUGACGAUGUCAAGUACACCUUCGAGAAUAGCGCGUUCCGUGGCUUCGUAGCUUCCAUGAAGAGCCAUUGUCUGGACCUACUCGACCAGAACCCCGAUGUCUCCAUGGUCGAACAGUCCGUGCAUAUCAGCUCCCUCAGUAGUCGUGCAAAGUCGCCAUGGGGUCUCCAGCGUGUAUCCUCCGCCACUACUCCUAGCGGCAACCCCCAGGACUCUACCUUCACCUACAACUUCAACGGAGCGGACUCCACUCAGGGCAAGGGCGUCGACAUCUACAUUGUCGACUCGGGCGUCAAUGUCGACCACCAAGCCUUUGGAGGUCGUGCAAAGGUCGGUUUCACCUUCGACGGCGACAAUACAGAUGGCGAUGGGCACGGCACUCACGUUGCUGGAACGGCAGCGGCUGACUACUUUGGUGUGGCCUCUGGUGCGAAUAUCUGGGCGGUGAAAGUGCUUGGUGCCGACGGGGCUGGAAGCUCGUCUGCCACUCUCGCGGGCAUGAACUGGGUCAUAAAUCAUAAUGAGGCCCGCAAGAAAGAGGAGGGUUAUGUAGGUGCAGUUAUGAGCAUGUCGUGGGGUCUUGGGUCCAUCUCGACAGCGGUCGACACAGCUAUCAAAACGGCCGUAGGGAACGGGAUCCACGCGUCCGUAGCGGCAGGAAACAAUGCUGUGGACUCUUGCUCUGCCUCUCCAUCCUCAUCUGGUGGCGCCAAAGGUCCUGCAAUCACCGUCGGCAGCAUGGACAUCUCGAACAAGAUCUCCAAAUUCUCAAACUCGGGCGCUUGUAAUGACGUCUACGCGCCUGGCGAGAACAUUCUGUCCACAUGGAAUACUGCGAACAACAUGAUCAACUUCCUCUCUGGCACCAGCAUGGCGUGUCCUCACGUCACCGGUGUCAUCGCUUACCUCAUGGGUGAGCACAAAGAC